Molecule: messenger RNA, 1612 nt
Organism: Diatraea saccharalis (sugarcane borer)
Lineage: Eukaryota; Metazoa; Arthropoda; Insecta; Lepidoptera; Crambidae
Source: the annotation of a GenBank genome assembly
GCAGUUGGUCGCCGACUGGCGUCUUGCAUUGUUCCACAUCAGUGAAGAACAGUGAUAAUCAUGCAUGCGAGAUACGAAAUACAAAGAUCGGACACGCUUGGCAGACAUUUAGCAGCAGCCAAGGACUUGAAACCAGGUGAGACUAUCAUUUCUGACGAGCCUUAUGUGCUGGGGCCCACUUCUGAUAGUUCACUGGUUUGUUACAAUUGCUACCUGCCGCUGAUCAGCAAGUUUUUGGUGUGCAAAAACUGUGCUGUUGCACCUGUGUGUCCUGGUGAAGGAUGCCCUGAAUCUUUGAGCAAAAAAUGUCACAACAGUACAGAAUGUGAGCUCUUUAGAGAUUUAAAAUUGACAAAGGGUGUUGGUCCUAUGACGAUGGUACAAAACGUUGGCUCAUUGUUGGCACUCCGCGCAAUUUUGAAAAAGGAAACCGAUCCUAAAGCAUGGGAGGAAUUUAUGAAGUUGGAAACACAUCUCGAAGAGAGGAAAAAAUCUAAUAUUUGGGAAUACUACGAGAACACUGUCAAGUUCAUCACUUCAUUAGGAGUGCUCGACAAUACUCAGGACGAGUAUAUAGUACAAAAGGUAUGCGGUGCUAUAGAUGUAAAUAGUUUUGAAGUCCGCGGUCCUCCAAUACCCGCCCUUGGCUAUUCACAACCUCUACGAGGGGUUUACUUGAAGGCUUCGCUACUAACCCACGAUUGUGUUGGGAAUACACAUGUAUCUAUAAACGAUAAUAACGUAUUAGUGUGCCAUGCUAGUAUGGACAUAAAGAAAGGAGAGGUCAUUUACUAUAACUACACAGAUCCUUUAAAGGGCACAUCUCUCCGACAACAUCAUUUGCUUGUUGGAAAAUACUUCAAAUGUAAUUGUGACCGGUGUAAGGAUUGUACAGAAUUAGGAACAAACAUCAGUUCAGUAAUUUGCACAGAAUGUAAGACUGGAUAUGUGUCCAAAAGUUCGGACCAACAGUGGACAUGUCAUGACUGCAAGAAGCAAUUUGACCAUUCAAACAUUGAGCAUAAAGUCCAAUGCUGCUCAGAUAAGUUUGAUGUUAUCAAUAAAAAAAACGAGAAAGAAUUGGAAGAGUAUAUAAGAAACGUGUCGAAGAUUUUAGCACCAAACCAUUACUUGCUAUUGGAGGCCACACAACAUCUGGCCGGCGUGUUGCGAGACACAAUCAAUAGGGAGCCACAUCCAACUAAGAAACUGAUGCGACGGAAGUUACAAUUAUGCCAAGAGCUGUUACCGAUACUGGAGAAACUCUGCCCUGGGAUAUCUAGGACGAAAGCUAUCACUCUGUAUGAAAUACAUGCAACUAUGGUGCAGUUGGCUAAGAAGUUAUUCGAUAGUCGAGAGAUCACUGGAACUGGUUAUAUGGAUAAACUUCUAAAUGCUGAAAAAUACCUAAAACGGGCCUUGGAGAUGUUAUUUAUCGAGCCAGGAAAUUCUCCAGAAGGUGAGUUAUGUGCUAAAGCCCUUGAAGAAUACAGAGCACUCAAGGUAACCAUGAAUAAUGUUUUAGACGGGAUACACGCUGAGGGGAAGACAUACAUGACGACAUCCAAAUCUGAAUAGUUAUAAGAUUCCUAAAAUAAAAUUUUACACAUUU